ACGAACCCAUAUUAUACGUAGCUUAAUAAAGAAGAGUUCCCCUCUACCUACUCAAAUGUCUAUCGGCACUUUGAGUGUGAUAUGCCAUUAACUCUCAGAUAGUUUAGGAAUAUAACUUUCCGAAGGCUCCCCAAACACGAUUUCCUUGUGAUGAAAACGAAGGUACGAGACGUCAUCUCAAUACAGGGGCACGUAUAACCCGACCUAUUCCCCUAAUCUUUGAGUUUCAUGUAGUUAAGGAUAAGUUACCUAUAUUCUAUCUACAUUGUACCCUUUAGUGUCUGACACACGAACAUUUAGCGAUUUAGGCCAACAGAAAUUACUUUGCUGGUUUCCCCCCCUUGGUUUAAGCACUUAGGUGGGCAACUAAUAGCAUAUACAACUAUAAACGGUCAUUGUUGUACCCAGUUGAACAAUAAAGUGACUAAAACAAAGGAUGAAACGAUUUGAUCAAAGGACUUUAAGAUGUUAUAACAUUCCAUUGCUUCCAAGAAAUGUAUGUAGUCAACAUCGGCAUCCAUCACCCACUUAUCAGCUACUUCCGUCACUCGCCAAUAGGACUCGCAUUAUUACGCCAGAAGUGACCAAUCAGUAAAUAUCCAAGAUUGAGAAUGUGUGUGAGAUAUAUAGAGUGGUAUCAUUGCUAUGAGUGUCAACAUGAGUUUAAUCAUCGAGUAGUCUUGAGGUCGUGUGCCAAAGCCGCGACGGAAAGUUGUAUGAAGGUUACACAACAACGAGAUGUUGUCUUGAGCUACGAGACUUGUAUUACUUGCAAGAUGUCUAGGAGGGCUGAGGAAAUCUGCCAGCAGAAAAUAUAUCGGCAGGUUCCUUUAUACUAUACUGUUAGAGAUGGAUGGUUCAUAAGGGAGAAUUUCUGGUAGUUUAGGUAGGUUUAUGACGAUCUGGGCUAACCGGACCUAUCGAACAGUUGGUAGGUUUAGUAAGAUAGGGUUGGUUAGAAGUUUAUUAGCAGUAUGUUAGAGUAGGUGAUUGGAGGUGAGGAAGAUAGACCGGAUCACAUUAAUAUUCCCGUUUAGUAUUGGGAAUUAUCAU
Molecule: messenger RNA, 1053 nt
Organism: Daldinia decipiens
Lineage: Eukaryota; Fungi; Ascomycota; Sordariomycetes; Xylariales; Hypoxylaceae
Exons: 2
Coding region: 612-881 (89 amino acids)
Source: RefSeq, a predicted model, not a curated record